Dermatophagoides pteronyssinus (European house dust mite) is the source of this 1352-nucleotide messenger RNA. It is a transcript of the gene Mapmodulin, whose product is annotated as acidic leucine-rich nuclear phosphoprotein 32 mapmodulin. Lineage: Eukaryota; Metazoa; Arthropoda; Arachnida; Sarcoptiformes; Pyroglyphidae. The record is from RefSeq and is a predicted model, not a curated record. Gene Ontology annotation, molecular function: histone binding. Gene Ontology annotation, cellular component: nucleus.
UCUUUCUCGAUUAUACUUUGUCGCGAAAUAUUAUAGUGUGUGUGUCAAGAUUUACAUUUCGGGAUUUCGAUUUAUCUUUAUAAUUUUUUUCUAAUCACCGCAUACAUUGGUCAUUUAUGUGUGCGUGUGUAUGUGUGUGAUCCAGAAUCUCAAACCAUCAAGCAGAUAAAGAGAAUAUCAAUCAGAUUCAUCUUUUUUCGUUUCAAAACAAUUCAAAUCAACGUUGGUUCGUUGCUUUGUUUUUUUUUGUUGAUAUAAGAUAAAUCCAUUUGAUCAUCAUUUCAAUUUUCAAUUGAUAAUCAUCAUCGAUUCCUAUCUUAUAUUGUUGUCUUCUGUGUUGAAUUUCGAUUAAAUAUUAUUAAUUACAUAAAUGGAAAAACGUAUUGAACUAGAGAAACGUGGCCGAAGUCAUGAUCAAAUCAGAGAAUUGAAUCUCGAUAAUUGUCGAAGCACAAACAUUGUCGGUCUGGAUGAUUCGUUUGUAAAUCUGGAAAGUCUUAGCAUGAUCAACAUUGGCUUGACUAGUCUAAAAGGUUUUCCUAAUUUGCCCAAUCUCAAGCGACUUGAAUUGUCUGACAAUAGAAUUUCGAAUGGUUUGAAUCACCUCAAGGGCAGCGUCAAUCUACAAUACCUUAAUCUGUGUGGUAAUAAAAUCAAAGAUAUUGAAACUUUGGAACCACUUAAAGAACUGAAAAAAUUGGAAAUUUUAGACCUAUUUAACUGUGAAGUGACAGAACAACCCGAAUAUCGUAAAAAAGUUUUCGAUAUGCUCCCUGAAUUGAAAUUUUUAGAUGGUUAUGAUCGCAAUGAUCAAGAAAUCGAAGACGAUGAGGAAGAAGAUGGUGGGGAAGAAAACGAUGACGAUGAUAUUGAAGAUGAAGAUGAUGAUGAUGAAGAUGACGAAGGCAUCGACGGUGCUGAUGAUGAUGAUGAUGAUGACGAUGAAGAAGUCGAUGAAGAUGAUGAUGAAGAAGAUAAUGAAAUUGGUUUAAGUUAUUUGGCCAGAGAUAAAAUUGAUGAAGAGGACGAGAAUAAUGAAUUUAAUCCGGGAGAUAGUGAAGAAGAUGAUGAUGAUAUCGAUGAGGAAGAUGAUUUUGAUGAUGAUGAACAGCAAUCGGCAGAUGUAUCGGGUGGCAAAACGAAAGCACCAGCAAAAGGUCUAAAAAGAAAAGAACCUGAAGAUGGACAAGAAGAUGAAGAGGAGGAAGAGGAAGCCGAAUAAAUUCGAAUAUAUAUCGAACUCAUAUUUCGUAAAAAUCGAACAAUCGUUUCUCGUUCAGUCCCACCCUCAUCAUCAUCAUCAUCUCAUCAUCAACAACAACACAAACAAACAAACAUACUAAAAAAACGCC